This is a messenger RNA of Suillus bovinus, 942 nucleotides long. RefSeq lists its product as uncharacterized. The transcript is spliced from 13 exons. The record is from RefSeq and is a predicted model, not a curated record. The coding region runs from base 1 to 942 and encodes 313 amino acids. NCBI's taxonomy places the organism in Eukaryota, Fungi, Basidiomycota, Agaricomycetes, Boletales, Suillaceae.
AUGACCAUAGUCUCAAAUGAUCCCACUUGGUGGCCGACCAUCAAUGCAAAUCGUGUUUCCAGCUAUCUCGUAGUUGCCGCCUUUGUUGGAGUGACGUAUGAUUGGGCACUUACAUCUGGACAAGAGGUCGAAUUAAUUUGGAGGCAACGUUGGUCGCUAAUGACAGUUCUGUACCUCAGCGCGCGCUACCUUGGAAUCUUAGUUACUGCCCUGAAUGUGCUGGUGACCGCCACGCUAUACUGCCACAGAUGCCGGAUUAUGUACGUUGUAUGGGAUUGGACGAAUGUUUCUGUAUUUGCAAUGCUGUGGGUCAUCAUCAUCACUCGGUUGCAUGCCAUGUAUCAACGAUCCAGGAAGAUCCUGGUAUAUCUCACUGUCACCUUCCUGGCUGUCAACAUUUUCAACGCAGUGGCCAUCAUAAUGACCACGGUGCAUACUUCAGGGGAGGAGUUUAUUCUCUCCGGCACUUAUCAGUGCCAGAUUAACUAUGCGGAAGAUAUCUCACUUCUGAAUUCCAUUACUUGGAUACUCGGAAUUGUGUGGGAGGUUCUCGCACUAUGUCUUGCAGUUUGGAUUGCCGUCAAACACUUCCGUGAACUGCGACGUCAUUCGGAAGGAGGGAUUAUCACGGACUGUUUCUCGGUGUUGAUCAAAACUCACAUGGUUUACUUUGCGAGCUUUGUUGUUGUUUCUUGCUUCCAUCUCAUCGUCGAGUUAUCUCCAACAAUCUUACUAGCGGACCAAACUUCCCUAAAAGCUCAGGUUCUCACUGGCCUGCUUCAGAUUUUGACAGUCGUGCUGGCGUUUGUGCUGGGACCACGCCUGAUCCUUGACGUUCGAGAAUACUACGCUAAGCUCGUGGCCGACGCCGACGCAGCAUCUGCUAUGACCUCAAUCGCUUUCCAGGAGCGCGUGCAUGUAUCGACUAGCAGUAGUGUGUGA